Molecule: messenger RNA, 1232 nt
Organism: Pogoniulus pusillus (Red-fronted tinkerbird)
Lineage: Eukaryota; Metazoa; Chordata; Aves; Piciformes; Lybiidae
Gene: NENF
Product: neudesin neurotrophic factor
Exons: 4
Coding region: 83-565 (160 amino acids)
Cellular component (GO): membrane; endoplasmic reticulum; endomembrane system
Source: RefSeq, a predicted model, not a curated record
CCAGCCCAGGGCAGCAGAGGGGCCCGAGGCAGGCUCCAGCGGGGGCUGGAGGCGGGGCCGGCCGGGGCUCGUCAUCCGCGGCAUGGCGGGCAGCUGUGCGUGGGUGCUGCUGCAGGCUGCCCUGCUAGCCGCGGCCGAGCGGGAGCUGCACCUCAGGCCGCCCGCCGAGGCCCCCGUGCGGCUCUUCACCGAGCCAGAGCUCGCCAGAUACGAUGGGCAGAAGGAAGGACAGCCCAUUUACCUGGCAGUGAAGGGAGUAGUAUUUGAUGUCACUUCUGGGAAAGAAUUUUAUGGAAAAGGAGCCCCAUACAAUGCCUUGGUUGGAAAAGACUCAACAAGGGGAGUUGCAAAGAUGUCUCUGGAUCCAGCAGAUCUUACUCAUGACAUAACAGGACUCACAGAAGAGGAACUGAAGUCCUUGGAUGAUACCUUCAAUAAUGUUUAUAAGGCCAAAUAUCCAAUUGUCGGCUAUACUUCACGACGAAUUCUGAAUGAGGAUGGCAGUCCCAAUCUAGACUUUAAACCCGAAGAUCAGCCACAUUUCAGCAUUAAAGAUGAGUUUUAAGGACCAUUUUUGUACCUAGAGGGUGCCUGGGGAGAAGCAUGAUCUUUUCUGGAGUUCAUUACAGCAAUUAGCUAUCACAAAUCAGUUUUCUGUUUAGAAAAUACAUAUGUGUGUGUAUAUACACAUAAUUUAGAGGAAGGAAACAGAUCUGUAUCAGUGUCAUACGCCUGGGAUGUUUGCUCUGAAUUACGGGAAUUACUUAGUAAGAAAGUUCUUUCUGCCUGGAUUUCUCUGUUUACAAGUGUGUGAUGUAAAAUUACAUUCCUUACACGAGAUGAGGAAGUUUUUAAACAGUUGAAACAUGCCUGGUCUUUUUGUAAAUCUCAGAUUGCUUCCCACUCUUUGGAAAAGACUGCAUACAUUAUCUCCAUGAGCUAACAUUAAUUCUCUGUUUCAGAUGAGUCGAGGUAGCAUGUUUACAACCAAGUGUAUCAGAGGCUUAGAUUUUAAAAAGCAUUGUGGGAUUUAGUAUUCGACAGGUUUGAGAAUACUGGACAUAAAACCACUCAGACUGUUUAAAUACAGUUACUGUGGAAUAUUUGUGCAAAGGCUACAGCUGCAGUAAGAAACAAUAAGAAUAAACCUUUUUCCCCCAUGAGAUCUACUGUGACAUGUAAGACUACUAUUUUAUUAGUUUUGAAUAAAUGACACUUUAAAGUUUUUAAAA